Messenger RNA from Lycium barbarum (goji berry), 651 nucleotides. RefSeq lists its product as uncharacterized. NCBI's taxonomy places the organism in Eukaryota, Viridiplantae, Streptophyta, Magnoliopsida, Solanales, Solanaceae. The coding region runs from base 1 to 651 and encodes 216 amino acids. The transcript has 2 exons. The record is from RefSeq and is a predicted model, not a curated record.
AUGACUCCUUCCACCUCGGAGGGAGGAGAAAAAUCUGUGGAAGCUGGAACGGGGACAGGUGAGUCCUCAGAUGAUGAGGGAGAUUCGAACAAGUGCGGCUUAUCUGAGCCGAUAGACACCCGAGCUCCAAACUCUGAUGCUUCGCCAGAAUCAGCGCACAGCAAGAGCCGGUUGGUUCUACUGAGUAAAACACUGCCAAAGGAUGCUUUGCGGUUUGGAGUUCCGGGGUCAACGGAACUGUACGAGGAUGAUCAGGGCCAAUGCACCAAAAACAAGAAAUUUAGGGACUGGCGAAAGGAUAAAAAGGGGGAUGCACCAGAGAUAUUUGUGGUCCCACCCGAGGGAGAUACAAAAGCUCUACCCGAGUCAGAUUUUAGGGCUCUGGGAGAUUCUAUUGCUACUGAUCCCGGGAUUCCUGAAGCGGGUAGUACUGAUGCUACAGCUCAGGCCCACGACACAGAUUCUAAUACUGUUACGGUGGCUGCGACUACUGAUCCACCACCACCUCCUGCUCCUGCACCCGCUACCUCUGCGGGUCCUACUACUUCAUCUGCUCCACCUCCAGCUGAGCAUUCUGAGGUUGAUUUGUUUACCUUUUCGAGAGCGUGUGACCGAGAGUUAGCUUUCAAAACUUUAAAAGCUGAAAAAUAA